Molecule: messenger RNA, 2390 nt
Organism: Labeo rohita (rohu)
Lineage: Eukaryota; Metazoa; Chordata; Actinopteri; Cypriniformes; Cyprinidae
Gene: cdipt
Product: CDP-diacylglycerol--inositol 3-phosphatidyltransferase (phosphatidylinositol synthase)
Exons: 6
Coding region: 134-775 (213 amino acids)
Biological process (GO): phosphatidylinositol biosynthetic process
Cellular component (GO): Golgi apparatus; membrane
Molecular function (GO): CDP-diacylglycerol-inositol 3-phosphatidyltransferase activity
Source: RefSeq, a predicted model, not a curated record
GAAGUAUGACGUCAGACGCCACGCUCAGCUACAGUCCUCCUGCAGUCGGAGGCGGUUGAAGAGGGAAAUAGAAACACAGAAACCUAGAAGAGAAAUUUCAGGCAGCUCCGUCCAAACAGAAACUCUCGUUACCAUGGCCGAAGAAAAUAUCUUCCUGUUCGUCCCGAAUUUGAUCGGAUAUGCCCGUAUUGUACUGGCUCUGGUAUCUUUCUACCUGAUGCCCUGUUGCCCUGGCCCAGCUGUGUUUUGUUACCUACUGAGUGCUCUGUUGGAUGCCUUCGAUGGACAUGCAGCCCGCGCUCUUAAUCAAGGUACAAAGUUUGGUGCCAUGCUGGACAUGUUGACAGACCGGUGUGCAACCAUGUGUUUGCUGGUGAACCUGGCACUGCUGUACCCGUCCUACACUUUCUUGUUUCAGCUCAGCAUGUGUCUGGACGUGGCCAGCCACUGGCUGCACCUGCACAGUUCCAUGAUGAAGGGAGCCACUAGUCACAAGGCGAUUGACCUCUCUGGCAACCCCAUCUUACGACUGUACUACACAUCCAGGCCGGUGCUGUUUUUCAUGUGUAUGGGGAACGAGCUGUUCUACUGUCUGCUCUAUAUAAUGUACUACAUUGAGGAACCCCAGGUGUGGCUGCAAUGGAUGCUGGGAGUUUGCGGCGUGGUCUGUGUGCUGAAAUCUGGCAUUAGUCUCCUCCACCUCAUCACCGCCUCCUGUAACAUGGCUGCUAUCGAUGUGGCUGACCGUGAGAGAGAGCGGAGCAAAGCACAAUGAAACACGAGAGUAUGCACAAACCAAGAAAAUAAGAUGGAGGCCAAUUCAAAAGAGAUGAGCAGAAAAUAAGAGUGAUGAUAAAACGCUGGCCAGUAUAAACAAGGAUGAGAUCAUGGAACUCAGUCAUGGGACCUCACACAGCCUCACUGAGCAAAUAUAUUUAUUUGAAUAUAGAUUAUCAAAGCUAUAAAACCAGGGCAAAUUCCUUACGAGUUUUAGCCAUAUUCCUAUAGUCGUGCUUUUCAUUGCUGUUGUUGGAACUAGUUGCACUAUGAGAGUACUACGUUUAUGUCAUCUUUGGGGUGUCUUCAUAUGAAUUUUUAUUUUUGACGGUUAAUUUAUUUGUUCAUGGAAUAAUCAUGUAUCGUUUUAAUGGGAUUUAGAAUAGUUCUGCUAUUUAAAUACCAACAUUUCCACACAUAGACAGGCACAUUCCACACUUGAAAGCCACUUGAGUAUUAUUGUACUAGGCCGUUGUUUUAUCAUUAGAUGUGGUGUUUAGUUAUUUUUGAACUGUCAGUAUGAGCCUGUCUAUUACGGUUUUAUUAGACUGUAUCAAAGAACAUCUGUGUGAAUAUUAGUUUGAAGAGUGUGAAGCCAUUAUUAUAUUAAACAAGUGGCUCUGGUAUCAUUUUCGUCCAUAGCCUUCUGAAUGUAUUAUUCGGUUGUGGUAGAGGGGUAGAUGUGCGCUACCAGUCAAAAGUUUUAGAACAGUAAGAUUUUUGUCUGUUCUGCUCAAAAUGCCUGCAUUUAUUUGAUCCAAAGUACAGCAAAAACUUGAAAAUUUGUAAAAUAUUUUUAUUCUUUUAAAAUAACUGUUGUUUAUUUGAAUAUAUUUUUUAAAAAUUCUGUGAUUUCAAAGCAUUUUUUAGCAUCUUUACUUCAGCCUUCAGUGUCACCGAUCCUUCAGAAAUUAUUCUAAUGUGCUGAUUUGCUGUUCAAGAAACUAUUAUUAUGAUCAAUAUUCAAAACAGUUGUGUACAUUUUUUUUCAGGUUUCUUUGAAUAGAAAGAUUCUAGAAGAUAGAAAUUAAUACUUUUUAUUUAGCCAAGAUGCUUUAAAAUGAUCAAAAGUGAUGAUAAAGAUAUUUAAAAUGCUACAAAAUAUUUCUAUUUCAGAUAAAUGCUGUUCUUCUGAACUUUCCAUUCAUCAAAGAAACCUGAAAAAAUUCUACGCUGUUUUCAACAUAAUAAUAAUAAAUGUUUUUAAGCAGCAAAUCAGAAUAUUAUGAUUUUGAAGGAUCGUGUGACAGGUGUAAUGAUGCUAACACUUCAACUUUGAAAUCACAUGAAUAAAUUACAUUUUAAAAUAUAUUAUAAUAAAAAGCAGUUUUUUAAUAAUAAAAAUAUUUCAACAUUUUACUGUUUUUGCUGUACUUUGGAUCAAAAAAUGCUGGCUUGGUGAGCAAAAGCAACUUAUUUAAAAAAAAAAAAAAAAAAAAACUUUUGACAGGUAGUAUUUGCUGUCUAAAUUUUUACAGCUGUAGAUAUAAAUGGUAAGAAAUCUAUGAAAGUUAUAUGAUUUUGGAGCAAAGUCCUUUUGUACUGUAACUGAUGAUUUGACAAUAAAGAUAUCCUGACGUCAAGAUGCAGCUUUAAUCCUGCAUAUAAUGUGA